GGGAUGUUCACGGUAACGCGCAUCAGCGGCACGCGCUUCAUCACACACACAGGGCAGCGCGGUCACGUGAUCUCCAGGAGUCCCGGCCGGACCGGAGAAAUGUCCGUUCAUCCGAGCAUCGGUGAUUCAGCUCGAACUCUUCAAACGUCCACCCUAUCUCAGUGUAGAUGUUAUUUAGUGAUGUAUAAAUGUGACAAGGUGGAGUGCAGCGAGCAGCGUCGGUGAAGAGACACGCGUCGCGUCGCGUUUGCCGCAGCAUCCUUGAUGGACCGCAUGAAGAUCAUUAAGAAGCGGCUGUCCAUGAGCUUGCAGAGCGUCCGGCGUUUGGACGAGAGUCUGUCUGAGCUUCCAGAAGACACCGGCCUGGACGAGCCUCCCCUGACCCGAGACAUCGGUGUAGUCCAGGGGAAAAUGUGGUCGGAUGGAGAAAGUGAUCAAGCUUCAGGAACCUCCUCUGAUGAAGUCCAGAGUCCUGUAAGAGUGCGGAUGCGCAGUCUUCAACAGCGCCUCUCUAAUGAGGAAGUCAAUAAACGUCUUUCACUGCCAGCGGAUAUUCGUUUGCCGGAGGGUUACCUGAAGAAGUUCGCCUCGAACAGCCCGCCAUUUGACAAACCUCUCAGUCGCAGGUUUCGCAGAACGUCACUCUCAGAAAUCGGCUUUGGCAAAUUAGAGUCAUAUGUCAAACUGGACAAACUGGGAGAGGGCACAUAUGCCACUGUGUUUAAGGGUCGCAGUAAGUUAACGGAUAACCUAGUGGCUCUGAAGGAGAUCCGGCUGGAGUAUGAGGAAGGCGCUCCCUGCACCGCCAUACGAGAAGUGUCUCUCCUGAAGAACUUGAAACAUGCCAACAUCGUCACGCUCCACGACAUCAUCCACACAGAGAAGUGCCUUACACUCGUCUUCGAGUACUUGGAGAAGGACCUCAAGCAGUACCUGGAGGACUGUGGGAGCAUCAUGAGCGUUUAUAAUGUAAAGAUCUUCCUGUUCCAGCUCCUGCGAGGUCUGGCUUACUGUCAUCGGCAGAAAGUGUUGCACAGAGACCUCAAACCGCAGAACCUCCUCAUCAGCGACAGGGGCGAGCUCAAGCUGGCCGACUUCGGUCUCGCUCGUGAGAAGUCCGUUCCCUCAAAGACUUUCUCUAAUGAAGUAGUCACUCUCUGGUACAGACCUCCGGAUGUGCUGAUGGGGUCCACUGAGUACUUCACCUCCAUCGACAUCUGGGGUGUAGGUUGUAUAUUCUAUGAAAUGAUCACCGGACGCCCCCUCUUCCCUGGGUCGACAGUGGAGGAUGAACUUCAUCUUAUAUUUCGUAUCUUGGGUUCUCCUACUGAGGACUCUUGGCCAGGAGUCAAUACCAAUGAAAACUUCCUUUCCUUCAACUUCCCCCAUUAUGACGGGGAACCUCUGAUCACUCAUGCACCCAGGAUCACCAAUGACGGUCAUGAUCUGCUAUGCCAGUUUUUACAGUUUGAAGCAAGGCGGCGUAUUUCUGCAGAAGUGGCUCUUCGGCACGUUUAUUUCAGAGAAUUGGGAGACAAAGUACAGGACCUGGAUGACACUACCUCCAUCUUCUCCGUGAAGGAGAUUCGACUGCAGAGGGACCCAGGAAAACACUUUCCAGCGCAAAGAGAGUUGGCGGUGGUCCACCGAAUGGGCUCUGCCCCACCAGAACAUUUCCUCUCUGAGGGAGUGAAUCGUCUUCUUCAUCCAGCCCCGCUCUCCUCAUAGACCGGCUCAUGCAGAGUUCUCUUCCUUUGCAUCUGCUGUGCAACAUUUUGUUUGUCUUUCUUUGUUUACAAAGUUCUCUUAUCUUUUAACAUCUUUUUUAUUGUUUUUAUUUGCACAUGUUUUGUCUCUGUGUGUAAAUAUCUGUUUGAAAGACAAUGAAG
Molecule: messenger RNA, 1889 nt
Organism: Rhinichthys klamathensis goyatoka
Lineage: Eukaryota; Metazoa; Chordata; Actinopteri; Cypriniformes; Leuciscidae
Product: cyclin-dependent kinase 16
Exons: 16
Coding region: 265-1728 (487 amino acids)
Biological process (GO): neuron projection development; protein phosphorylation; exocytosis
Cellular component (GO): cytoplasm; nucleus; synaptic vesicle
Molecular function (GO): ATP binding; protein kinase activity
Source: RefSeq, a predicted model, not a curated record